ACAUAUGGACGCAGCUCAUUGGCUGGUUCCACGGAUGACGCGAUGAUGCGGAAGUGAAGCACCACCAACUGGAGCAAACAUGGCGGGUCUCAGAAGCAGCUACUCGGCUCUGCUGCUGAUUCUCUGCAGUUUAACGCUGUUUAUCAUCGCAGACAGUCAAGAAACGACACCAGCUGCUGAAGAACACGACGCAGCGGUAGAUAAUGAUCCAGAAACAGCCACAGAGACGGUGGAAGUGGAGGAGAGACGAUGGGAAGCGACUGAUGUUGUUGAAGAGGAGACUCAUGAUGAAGCUGCAGACAGACAGGAGACUAAUGAAGCUCAACCACCGGUCCAACCACCGGUCCAACCCUCGGUACCGGUCCAAUCCUCCUCCUCAGUACCGGUCCACUCCUCCUCCUCGGUACCGGUCCAAUCCUCCUCCUCGGUACCGGUCCAACCCUCCUCCUCGGUACCGGUCCAAGCCUCGGUACCGCAGCACAAAGAUGAGUUCCAGGAGGAGCUGGUGAUCAGACCUCUGCACUCAGGAGAUGUUUAUGCCAGCUUCCAGUUCCGCACCUUGUGGGAGACUGACUUCAUGAGAGGAAACAAAGUGUCCCACUACCGGCUGUUUCCCAAGUCUCUGGGCCAGGUCAUCUCCAAGUUCUCGGUGCGAGAGCUGCACAUCUCCUUCACGCAGGGCUACUGGAGGACCAUGCAGUGGGGGCAGCCCUUCCUGCCGUCUCCUCCCGGGGCCGAACUCUGGGUCUGGUUCCAGGACUCUGUGACAGAUGUCGAUGGCACGUGGAAGGAGCUGACGAACGUUCUGUCGGGGAUCUUCUGCGCUUCGCUGAACUUCAUUGACUCCACCAACACUGUUCAGCCCAGUGCGUCGUUCAAACCUCUGGGUACAAGCAACGUGACAGACCACCGCUUCCUUCGCUAUGCCACCCUCCCACGAGAGAUUGUUUGCACUGAGAAUUUGACACCCUGGAAGAAACUCUUGCCAUGUGGAUCGAAGGCUGGUCUCGCUGUCCUGAUGAAGUCAGAGAAACUCUUCCACAGCAGUUUUCAUUCCCAGGCGGUGCACAUCAGACCCGUGUGUCAGGACUGGCAGUGCAAAACCACAUCCUGGGAGCUGAGACAGACGCUGAACGUGGUCUUUGACCUGCACACCCCUGGUCAGGGCAAACGAGAGUGGUCGCUGUUUAAGAUGUUCUCUCGGACCGUGACGGAAGCUUGUCCGCUGGCCUCCUCCAGUAAAAUCUACAUCGACGUCACAGACAACCCUCAGGGGGAUCAGUUUGAGUUGAGCCCGGCCACUCCCCUGCUGAGCCAGGCGAUGGUGCUGGGGGACAGACGGACCUUCUCCGUCUACGAUCUGACCCAACAAGUCACCUUUGGCACCGUGCGCUCCCUCAACCUGCUGAUCCGCUGGAAAUCCACUGAGGGAGACAUGCUGCGUCCACUGCUCCACGCUGAGCGUUACGUGGCCGGUUACGGGCUGCAGACGGGAGAGAUCCACACGCUGAUGUACAACAACCAUCCCUACAGGUCUUUCCCUGUGCUGCUGCUGGAAACGGUGCCUUGGUACCUUCGUCUCUACAUCCACACCCUCACUGUGACCAGCAAGGGGAAGGACAACAAGCCCAGCUACAUCCACUACCAGCCGUCUAAGGACCGUGUGAGGCCUCACCUGCUGGAGAUGCUGGUCCAGCUUCCUCCAAACUCCGUCACCGAGGUCACGGUGCAGUUCGAGAGGGCUCUGCUCAAGUGGACCGAGUACACCCCUGAUCCCAACCACGGCUUCUACGUCGGGUCUUCAGUCAUCAGCUCUCUUGUACCAAGCAUUGUCGCCAUGGAUACGAACAGCACUCAGGAACAGCCACUUUUCAGCAGCUUUUUCCCCUGUAAAGAGGAGUCCAGCUACUUUGUGCGCGUCUACACGGAGCCUCUGCUGGUCAACCUGCCAACUCCGGACUUCAGCAUGCCCUAUAAUGUCAUCUGCCUGACCUGUACUGUGGUGGCCGUGGGCUACGGCUCCCUCUACAAUCUGCUGACCCGGAGCUUCCAGAUAGAAGAGCCCAGCCCGGGAUUGGCCAAGCGGCUGGCCAACAUCAUCCGCAAGAUGAGGGGCGUGCCGCUGCUCUGAGGGCUGGACACGGACGCCAACUGGUUUCUACUUUUAGAAAGGAAGUUUUCCUUUCUGGUGAAACGCGCUGGUAAACAUGGGAUAUUCAGGGAAGAACUGAGUCAAGCACUGGUAUAUGAAUGUUUUUAAAAACGGUCAACUUGAAGGUUUGGUUUUCAAAUGGAUGUUUUUGAACAUUAAUGUUUUUUGGGAUGAUUUCCUGCUGGCUAAGGAAGAGAAAAGAGACAUUUCUGUACUCGGAUGGAAGGAAAGAGCUUUGUUGUUGUUUAACAAGGAACCAAAUAUGAGACUGACGCAGCAUCACAAAGCCUCAGAGCUCAGAUAGGAAAAGGACGAUCACCUUUGAUCCUGACCUGUUGAUUGAUUUCUCCCUGCUAGGAAAGAUAAAAUAAAAUGACUUUCUAAGUCAGAGUCAGAAUGUCACAUUUCCUCAAACCUCAGUCAUGACAGGAUAGCAAAUAACUUUCCCAUGAAAUUAUCACAGCAUCAUCGUCUAACUACGGGACAUCCAGUGGCAUUUCCUCUUUAUUUAAUAGUUUCUGAUUCAUCUGUCUUAUCUGACACAUGUUUUAUAGUAGUUUUAAUAUAUAAGAAAAGAAGACAUGCCCACAAAAAUACUCUUAAGUUACCAAAACCAUAUGUUUUUUUAACCCUCUGAGACCCACAAUAGACGCGUUUUUGUCUUUUUUUAGGGGGGUCCUUAGGGGGAGAUAGCAGGUCAGCAGUAGAUGUCACAUAGAAGUGGUGUACAUCAUCUGAAAAUUGGGAACCUGAAGAUUAAUUUGCGAUGCAGCUCAGCACUGUGUGUCAACUUGUUCUAGUCAUAAAUCAGAAAAACUAAAUCAAUUAAUUCCCGUAUUAAUUAAUACCCCUUUGAAAAUGGCCAUGCCAGUUUUUUCCAAAGUUUUGCCUAAAUUUGGAGCGUUAUUUAGCCUCCUUGCCGUCGAGCGAGCAUGACCUGAUUGUUACCAAUGAAUUCUUCAGGUUUUGGUUUAGUGUCUAGUUUCAUUUGAUAUCUGUACCUUCACUCUAACUCUAAAACUGAACCUGAAUCAGCCUCUGAAAGACCGUAAAGUCGGGUUCUCAGGGGGUUAAAUUUGUUCUGAGCAAUAGCGUUACUCGUCUGGAACUACUUGUUCUAUUAAAAAAGGAACAGCCCUCUAACCAAACAUUUAUUUUUGCACUUUUGGAUGCAUGCUUGAAUGUUAAAUGCGAUUGUCUGCACGUUUCUUCAUAUUUAAUUGCCUUUAGUUGGUCGGGGUUGUGAACUCAUUCACUCAUCUGUUCAAUGUCAGAUUCAGUGUGUCUUAUAGCGAACUGAAGUCUGUCAUUAUGGACAUUACUUUACCAUGAAAUACUACCAUGCAUUGUGUUUGUUAAACUUUUUGUAAUGUAUUUGUCCAUUCUGGUUCACUUGUUGGGAAAAAAAGUGCACAGAAUGUUUGAAGCGGUACUGAGCGUGCGUGUGUGUUCUUUAUGGCCUUUUCAAUAAACUGAAACAUCUUUCUAUUAUUUUAUUCAAAUUUCCUAGCAGUGAAAGAAGGUAGGCCGUUCUAAAGUGCAGCGGCAGCCGGAGCUGUAUUACUUCCCACUGAGUGCCCACAUUUUUGUGAAAACAAACUUGGCCCCACUUCUGGCAGACUCGGGAGAGAACAAACACAGACGUCUCUGUGUUUGGCCGGUCAGUGAUUCGCACGCCUGCACGUUUGGGAACAAAAACAAACAAAAGGG
Sebastes umbrosus (honeycomb rockfish) is the source of this 3862-nucleotide messenger RNA. It is a transcript of the gene pigt, whose product is annotated as phosphatidylinositol glycan anchor biosynthesis, class T. Gene Ontology annotation, cellular component: GPI-anchor transamidase complex. Gene Ontology annotation, biological process: attachment of GPI anchor to protein. The record is from RefSeq and is a predicted model, not a curated record. Lineage: Eukaryota; Metazoa; Chordata; Actinopteri; Perciformes; Sebastidae. The coding region runs from base 80 to 2131 and encodes 683 amino acids. The transcript is spliced from 11 exons.